AUGCCCCCCAAGCCCGCUGAGAAGAAGCCCUCCUCCACCGCCGGCAAGGCUCCCGCCUCGUCCGCUGGCAAGGCCCCCGCUGAGGCCGCCAAGAAGACCUCCAAGGCCCCCGCCAAGUCUGGUGACAAGAAGAAGGCCACCAAGGUCCGCAAGGAGACCUACUCGACCUACAUCUACCGUGUGCUCAAGCAGGUUCACCCCGACACUGGUAUCUCGAACAAGGCCAUGGCCAUUCUCAACUCGUUCGUCCAGGACAUCUUCGAGCGCAUCGCCACCGAGGCCUCCAAGCUCGCUUCGUACAACAAGAAGUCGACCAUCUCGUCGCGAGAGAUCCAGACCGCUGUCCGUCUCAUCCUCCCCGGUGAGCUUUCCAAGCACGCCAUCUCGGAAGGUACCAAGUCGGUCACCAAGUUCUCUUCGUCCAAGUAA
This is a messenger RNA of Pseudozyma hubeiensis SY62, 429 nucleotides long. Its product is annotated as histone H2B. Gene Ontology annotation, cellular component: nucleosome. Gene Ontology annotation, biological process: nucleosome assembly. The record is from RefSeq and is a predicted model, not a curated record. The transcript has a single exon. Bases 1 to 429 code for a protein of 142 amino acids. NCBI's taxonomy places the organism in Eukaryota, Fungi, Basidiomycota, Ustilaginomycetes, Ustilaginales, Ustilaginaceae. Gene Ontology annotation, molecular function: DNA binding; protein heterodimerization activity; structural constituent of chromatin.